This is a messenger RNA of Toxotes jaculatrix (banded archerfish), 1385 nucleotides long. RefSeq names its product alpha-synuclein-like. Bases 336 to 728 code for a protein of 130 amino acids. Gene Ontology annotation, molecular function: cuprous ion binding. Gene Ontology annotation, cellular component: axon terminus; neuronal cell body; cytoplasm. Gene Ontology annotation, biological process: synapse organization; chemical synaptic transmission; synaptic vesicle endocytosis. The transcript is spliced from 6 exons. The record is from RefSeq and is a predicted model, not a curated record. NCBI's taxonomy places the organism in Eukaryota, Metazoa, Chordata, Actinopteri, Toxotidae.
AGAGGAGGAUCUCUUCUCUUCUCUCGCAUCAGCAUCGCGGGGUUUAAUCGCUCUUUCUCCAUCGCCGAAGCGUGGGAGGCGUCUGUCAAACCUGUGGAGCGUCUGUCUGUCUCACUCUCUCUCUCUCUACCUCUCUCUCUCCCUGUCUCUGUCCGUCUGUCUGUUCGGAAGACACUACACACACCGUCUGUAGUAGUAGUUUGGAGACAAUAAACCAGUUUCACUGCUCUUUGGGGGGGGGGGAAAUCUCCGCUGUCAUCCCGGAAGACUCAUCACAAUCUCGCCUCAAAGGAAGUUGAAGCAAACAGCUGUGGUGUGCGAGUGAUUCGGGAGCCAUGGACGCGUUAAUGAAGGGUUUCUCUAAAGCCAAGGAUGGGGUCGUGGCGGCGGCGGAGAAAACCAAGCAGGGAGUGACUGGGGCAGCUGAGAUGACGAAAGAUGGGGUCAUGUUUGUCGGUACCAAAACAAAGGAUGGAGUCACAACAGUUGCAGGUAAAACUGUGUCUGGAGUGUCUCAGGUGGGUGGAGCGGUGGUUACCGGGGUUACGGCUGUGGCCCAGAAAACUGUGGAGGGUGCAGGCAAUAUCGUUGCUGCCACUGGAUUGGUCAAGAAGGAUCCAGCCAAACAAAGUGAUGACGCCUCAGCGGUACAGAACAUGGCAGAGUCACCGGUUGAUACUGACCCUGCUGAUGCUACAGAGGAGGACACCGAUGACAAAACUGACUAAGAACUUCACAAUCAAAGAUCAAUGAUCGAAACAUUCCAUGUCGCUCUGCCAAGUCCCGUCGUGCCUCGUUUUGGUCCUUUAUGGAGUCUGUGCCCAACGUCUGUGGGUGUGUGUGUGCGUGUGUGUGUGUUUGUGCUGUUACGUAUGUCUGUAGAGCUGUAAAUGUUGUAAAGAAAGACAGCUGCUGUAUGAGUGUGCACAUGCGUGGAUGUGUGGGACCUCAGGUGUGUGUCCCCUGUGACCAGCUGUCAUUUACAGUGACUCCCUCCCACUGAGAAAGCCACCUGGUCAACGUGUGCGUGUGUGUGCUUGAGUAUGUGUCUAUAUGUCUGUUUCCCGUCAACUGUGUGGCAAUGUCAACAACUCAAACAUGGAAAUAUACCACAAUUUACCACUUCAAGCACCUAAGUGUCUCUAUAUAAAUGAACAAUUUACAGUGAUCUGGUUGAAAUGGAAGCAUAAUGAUAGUCUCUAUUUUUGUCUGUAUACUGUCACUGUUUUUUGCGGUGGACUAUAAAGUGCUGAGCUCUUUGUGCAUUCACAUUGUAUUUUUUAAGUUAUCACUGCUAUAAGAAAUAUAUCUCAUACUGAAUGGACUUUUGAAAACCAAGAGCAUGUAAACUACUAUUCAGCUUAAUCGCUGUGAUAUGAAUUUAU